AGUAGGUACCUACCUACCUAUCCCAUGCCUACGUAGGUAGUAGUAGGUAGUCUUUGAAGUUCGACCAUAUUCGAUGGUUGUCUCUGAAGAAAGACCCGUGGUCUUACAUCAGCCUCUACCUGCAAGACUGUUCGAAGAUGAGGUAAAUCUGAAAACCUCGCGAUUCUGUUUGCCAUCUAUUACUGGCGUCCAACUGGUCUGUUUCCCGUUGCGCACCGAGCAAACAGUACAUGUAGGUAGGUGUUAGGUAGGCUAGGCAUUCCAUACCUAGGUAUCUUAGAGUACCCCGCCAUUCACCUACCACCUAGCCUUACCCAAGUAGCUCUAACUUAGGAGCGAGGAGCCUCAAGUUAGAUGCCGAAUAGACCCUUCAAUCGCGACUGCAACUAAAACACGAGCCCCUACCCGUUACCGCUGUUGAUUUUUUGAUCGCAUUCACCAUGACACAAGACCCUAGCGACCACUCUACGUCGACUGCUUCCCAAAUUACCAAUUCGGUCCCCAACGGUUACCCCACCAAGACAGACCCAGCCAGUUCGCCUCCCCGCUCAUUAUACGACGUAUGUCUUGAAAUUAGCAAGAGGGUUGACAGCCUUUUGGCUGAGAACCCUAAGACAGAUGUACUCCGGAGUCUACAAACGCGAGUGCGCGAGGCUAUUGGGGUGGUGGAUGAAGCUUUCCAACGCUAUGGGCUUCCAGAAAUAUCUAUAUCGUAUAAUGGUGGGAAAGAUUGUCUCGUACUCCUUAUCCUAAUUCUUGCAUGUCUUGCGCGUCGAUACCCCCCACCCAACAAAGAUCAAUCCUGCGAAGCUCCAAAUGGAUCGUCGGACCCCGUGCCUUUCCCUGAGAAAUUCCAAGCUGUAUAUAUUGUAUCCCCACAUCCAUUUUCCGAAAUAGACGAGUUUGUGGCUUCGUCCUCCGCCGAAUAUCAAUUAGACGUCAUGCGCUAUGAAUUGAAAAUGAAAGAUGGACUGGAGGCAUAUCUGGCAGACCGCCCAGCUGUCAAGGCCAUUUUCGUGGGCACACGAAGAACAGAUCCUCACGGCGAGAGGUUGACACAUUUCGACCCUACGGACGGAGGUUGGCCUGAUUUCAUGCGGAUACACCCUGUCAUUGAUUGGCAUUAUGCCGAUAUUUGGGCGUUCAUCCGACACUUGGAAAUUCCAUAUUGCCCAUUGUAUGACCAGGUGAGUUCGACCUUCUAGAACAAGAAGCCUUCGCGGGUGAAAUAGAGUAAGAGGUUAACAUGAUACACAAAAGGGCUAUACAAGUUUAGGUGGCACCAAAGAUACCCAACCAAACCCCAAAUUAAAGAAGACGGAUGAGAAGGACGGCGGUUUUCUGCCGGCCUAUGAAUUAAAAGGUGAUGAAAAGGAACGACUGGGGAGAGAUAGAUGAUAUUAGUGCGGACGCACUUCGUUUCGCGUUGACCUGCGACAAGACGGUCGCAAUCUGGAAACUCCAUUAGACUAUAGAAUCAAUAUCAAUCAUAACUUUAAGAACA
This is a messenger RNA of Xylaria bambusicola, 1504 nucleotides long. Its product is annotated as phosphoadenosine phosphosulfate reductase. The coding region runs from base 441 to 1205 and encodes 254 amino acids. The record is from RefSeq and is a predicted model, not a curated record. Lineage: Eukaryota; Fungi; Ascomycota; Sordariomycetes; Xylariales; Xylariaceae. Gene Ontology annotation, biological process: FAD biosynthetic process. The transcript is spliced from 5 exons. Gene Ontology annotation, molecular function: FMN adenylyltransferase activity.